Urocitellus parryii (Arctic ground squirrel) is the source of this 1032-nucleotide messenger RNA. RefSeq names its product hydroxycarboxylic acid receptor 1 (gene Hcar1). Gene Ontology annotation, cellular component: plasma membrane. Lineage: Eukaryota; Metazoa; Chordata; Mammalia; Rodentia; Sciuridae. Gene Ontology annotation, biological process: G protein-coupled receptor signaling pathway. Gene Ontology annotation, molecular function: G protein-coupled receptor activity. The record is from RefSeq and is a predicted model, not a curated record.
AUGGACAACAGGUCAUGCUGCCUCCUUGAGGGGGACCUCAUCUCUCAGCUGAUGCCACCCCUGCUCAUACUGGCCUUCGUGCUCGGCGCCCUGGGCAAUGGGAUUGCUCUGUGUGGUUUCUGCUUCCACAUGAAGACCUGGAAGCCGAGCACCAUUUAUCUUUUCAACUUGGCCGUGGCUGAUUUCCUCCUCAUGAUCUGCCUACCCUUCCGGACAGACUACUACCUCAGAGACAGAAACUGGGCCUUUCAGGAUCUUUCCUGUCGCCUGGUGCUGUUCAUGCUAGCCAUGAACAGAGCCGGGAGCAUCGUCUUCCUGACAGUGGUGGCCGUGGACAGGUAUUUCAAAGUGGUCCACCCCCACCAUAUGGUGAACACCAUCUCGAACCGGACCGCAGCUGGCACCGUCUGCGUCCUUUGGACCUUGGUCAUCUUGGGAACUCUGCAUCUUUUGAUGGAGAGCCACCUGUGUCUACAGAAGAAUGCCACGUCUUGUGAGAGCUUCAUCAUGGAGUCGGCGAACGGCUGGCACGACAUCAUGUUCCAACUGGAGUUCUUCCUGCCUCUGGGCCUCAUCGGGUUCUGUUCCUUCAAGGUGAUCUGGAGCCUGAAGCAGCGGCAGCAGCUGGCCAGACAGGCUCGGAUGAGGAAGGCUAUCCGCUUCAUCAUGGUGGUGGCCGCUGUCUUCGUCACUUGCUAUUUGCCCAGCGUCCUGGCCAGACUGUAUUUCAUCUGGACRUUGCCCUCCAGCGCCUGCAACGCGUCUGUCCAUGUGGCCCUCCACUUCACCCUCAGCUUCACCUACAUGAACAGCAUGCUGGACCCCCUGGUGUAUUAUUUUUCAAGCCCCUCGUUUCCCAAAUUCUAUACCAAGCUUAAAAUCCAUCAUUUGAGACCCAAGCAGCCAGGACCCUCAAAGUCACAGAGGAUGGAGGAGAUGCCAACUUCUGACCUCUGUCGUAAGAGUUGCGGCAGCGUGACAAAUAGUGUCCAAAGCCAGCCAGAUGUUCAGGGGGACCUCCAAGUGUGUUGA